GACCUUCUGAUGAAAUGAAAUGAUUCAUUUUGAUUAAUUAAAGAUUAGUUUAAAUGAAUGAAUUAUUUUUGAUUGUUAAUUAUUUUUUAACUGGAUAGUUUGAUUAUUUUGAAACUUGAUUAACAAUUGGUUGUCUUUUUAAGUGGAAACAAUUGAUUUAAAUCAUAUAAAAGAUCAAUUAUUUUUUGUCCUUUUCCGUCAACAGAUUUUUGUGCUUUUCUGUGAAUGUGUAUAUGUGUGUAUAUUUUAAAGGAUACCAAGAAUUAACAACAUCAACAACAACGACAACUUCAACAUCUCAUUAGUAUAAUCACGGAGAGAUAAAUUGUUGCUAGUGUAUGUGUGUAUAUACAAUUUUCCACAAUGAGUUGGGGAGUUGAAUUAUGGGAUCAAUAUGAAAAUAUAAGCUGUCAUACUCAUAAGGGUAUUGAAUUUUUGGACAAAUUUGGCUCUUUUGUUAAAGAAAGAUGUGCAAUCGAGACGGAAUAUGCAUCAAAAUUAAGAAGACUAGUUAAAAAUCAUCAAUUUAAGAAAAAAGAUGAAGAAGACCAACAGUUCAGCUAUUUAAAAGCCUUCAUGAUGAUGCUACAGGAAAUCACGGAUCUCGCUGGUCAACAUGAAGUAAUCGCUGAAAACAUGAUGGGUGUUAUAGUUAAACAAAUAGCAUUACUGGUUAAAGAAAUGAAAGAAGAACGUAAAAGGAUAUUAAAUGAGGGACAAAAACACCAGACCACGUUAGCCGGAUCGCUAGCACAGUUGGACAAAGCCAAAAAAUCUUAUGAAAAAGCUUACAGGGAAGCCGAAAAAGCUCAAGAAAAUUUUUUAAGGGUUGAUGCCGACCUAAAUCUUAGCCGAGCUGAAGUUGAGAAAGCAAAACUCAGUUCAACAGCCAAAAGUCAAAUGUGUGAAGAAUCUAAAACUGAAUAUGCCAAAUACCUUCAACUCGCAAAUGAACAUCAAAGGUUACAUUAUAAUGAACUAUUACCUAUGGUUUUUCAAAGAUUCCAAGCAAUGGAGGAACGUCGUAUAGCCUGUAUAAAAGAUUUUAUCAGAGAAACUGCUGUGAUACAGCAAAAAGUUACACCGAUAAUUAAUAAGUGUUUAGAAGGAAUCAUAAUUGCCUCUGAAACAAUUGAUGGACGUAAUGAUUGUGUUUUAGUGAUAGAACGUUAUAAAUCUGGAAUGGAACCUCCGGAUGAUAUACCAUUUGAAGAUCUUAACAAUCCGAGACCAUUAAGUGACAAUAUUUCAAAUCACUCCUCAAAUUAUCAUCAUAUUAGCAUGAGACCUGAAACCAUAAGGCAUGGUAAAGAUACACUGAAUCUUAAAAUAAGAAAAAGAGUUGGAUUAUUCAAUCUUUUCGGAUCCAAUAAGACAUCAAAUGAGGAUAUUAAGGAUGACUACGCUGAGUUACCACCAGUUCAAAGGAGGAAACGAUUAACAGAGAAAAUUGAUUCAAUCAAAUCUCAAAUUGUUCAAGAAACUAAUGUUAGGGAUGGACUGAUGAAGAUGAAACAUGUUUAUGAACAGAAUCACAAUUUCGGUGAUGCUACCACAUUGGAGGAUAAGCUUUCCGAGAGUAGUCAAAAAAUGGAUAAACUACAAAAUGAAUUAAGAAAAUUUGAAGGUUAUUUAAGUGAAUUUAAUCAAAAUGGAACCAGUCGUAUGGCUGAAAGGUCUCCCUCCAAUGUACGUAAACCUAAAGCGAGUAGUAUAUCGGAAGACUCAUUGUCAAGGAGCGCAUCUGAUUCAAGUGUUAGUCAGAAACAGGAAAUUUCACCCAUACACGAUAAUCAUAAUUCAAUGAAUGAUUCAAAUUCAAAUUUAAAUACAUCUUCAAUUAACUCAACUCUUAAUAACAUGGAAAUAACUCGAGACAAUGGUUUAACUUCAGCAGCACCUUCAUCAACACCUACACAUUACAAUAAUCAUAACUCAAAUAAUAAAGAUGCCACAAAUCAUAUUGACACUUACGAAGCCAUUGACAGCUCAUUGUCGGAUAAAAAUGACACAACCGAUAGUGGUAAUAAUGACCAUAACAUUGCUCAAUAUGAUGAGACUGUUUCCUCUAAUGGACCCAAUGAAGAAAUUGAUGGAAACAGCUAUAAUUACCCUGCAGCCGAGUUUAUCGAUGAAGAUGAUGACUUUGAACCUGCUUUACUUCCACCUAUCGGCAGAGCUCAAGCUCUCUAUGGUUUUGAAGCUCAAAGUGAAGGAUCCAUACCUAUGGGCGAAGGUGAAAUAUUUGAAGUUGUUGAACUUGACCAAGGCGAUGGCUGGACACGAGUUCGUCGUAUCAAUGAUCAAGAAGAAGGUUUUGUUCCUACAUCUUACCUGAAAUGUGAUCUGUACAAAUGAUACAAUUAAGGGGGAGUAAAAAUACAAGAAGAGAAAAAGAGAAGAAAAAAAAAAUGAAAAAUUCAUUUCGUUUUUCUGAUUAUCGAGAAGGACAAUUGGAUAGACUAACCAAAUGGACGAAUAACAAGAUUUAUCUCGACAAAGGAAAGAAAAGUGUCGAAAAAAAAAGAGACUAAAACCUAUGUAACCUUGUUUAGACUGUUUAUUUUUCCAACCACAAUUAACCCAAACAAUCAACUGAUUUAGACUUUUCCCUUUACUUUAACUUUACUUCAACUACACACAUACACAGACUCUCUCACAUUAUAAACAAAAUACAAGCUUAAAGUAAAGGUACCUUAGUGGUGAAAUCGGAAAAUCGCAAAGUCAUUGAUUUAAUUUUAAAUUCAUUUUAAUGUUUCAUCUCAUUUAUAAUAAACAUCGAGAGUUACAAACAAAUGACUUAGCAUCAAGUUCAGUUGAUGAAUAUAACUAAAUCAAUGCAAUCAUUCACAGAAAUCUAUUUAUGAUUAAAAUUAUUAUUAUCAAUUGA
Messenger RNA from Panonychus citri (citrus red mite), 2890 nucleotides. It is a transcript of the gene Cip4, whose product is annotated as formin-binding protein 1-like. The record is from RefSeq and is a predicted model, not a curated record. Gene Ontology annotation, molecular function: protein binding. NCBI's taxonomy places the organism in Eukaryota, Metazoa, Arthropoda, Arachnida, Trombidiformes, Tetranychidae. Gene Ontology annotation, biological process: signal transduction. The transcript has 7 exons. Bases 364 to 2358 code for a protein of 664 amino acids.